CCCUUUUUUCCUGUGCUGCGAUCAGCCAAGGGAAGGGGGAGCUGUCCCACGUCUCCCGCCCCGCUGCUGCUGCUGCCCCGGCUCCUCUCACUCCUGGACCUGCUGCCCGGACUGACCCUGCUACCUGCCCGCCCGGGGGAGGAGCCAUUUCCCUCGCCCGGGAGGAUGGAAGUCCUGCAGCUCCUGCGCCUGCUCCUCACCACUGCCAUGCUGGGCUUCUCUCAGACCGUGAACCCCUUCGUGGCCCAGCAGACCCUCCUGGACCCUUGCUACGAUGAGAGUGGUGCUCCUCGCCGCUGCAUCCCUGAAUUCGUCAAUGCCGCCUUUGGGAAGGAGGUGCAAGCCUCCAGCACAUGUGGGAAGCCCCCAACGCGGUAUUGCAACGCCUCGGAUCCACGCCGAGCCCACCCGCCUGCCUACCUGACUGACCUCAACACCGCAUCCAAUAUGACGUGCUGGCGCUCUGAGACCCUCCACCACUCACCCCAGAAUGUCACUCUCACCCUCUCCCUCGGCAAGAAGUUUGAGGUGGUCUAUGUCAGCCUCCAGUUCUGCUCCCCCCGGCCAGAAUCCACCGCCAUCCUCAAGUCCAUGGACUACGGCAAGACCUGGGUGCCAUACCAGUACUAUUCCUCCCAGUGCCGUAAGAUCUACGGCAAGCCCAGCAAAGCCACCGUCACCAAGCAGAACGAGCAGGAGGCCCUCUGCACCGAUGGCCUCACCGACCUCUACCCGCUCACCGGCGGGCUCAUUGCCUUCAGCACCCUUGAUGGGCGACCCUCUGCCCAGGACUUCGACAGUAGCCCCGUGCUCCAGGACUGGGUGACGGCCACCGACAUCCGUGUGGUCUUCAGCCGCCCGCACCUCUUCCGCGACCUGGGCAGCCGGGAUGCUGGGGAGGACGAAGGAGGCACCAGCUCCACCCCAUAUUAUUACGCGGUAGGGGAGCUGCAGGUCGGCGGGCGCUGCAAGUGCAAUGGGCAUGCGGCGCGCUGUGUGAAGGACAAGGAGCAGAAGCUGGUGUGUGACUGCAAGCACAACACUGAGGGACCCGAGUGCGACCGCUGCAAGCCCUUCCACUAUGAUCGACCCUGGCAGCGAGCCACAGCUCGUGAGGCCAACGAGUGUCUGGCCUGUAACUGCAACCUGCACGCCCGGCGCUGCCGCUUCAACAUGGAGCUGUACAAGCUCUCAGGCAGGAAGAGCGGUGGCGUGUGCCUCAACUGCCGGCACAACACCGCGGGGCGGCACUGCCACUACUGCAAGGAGGGCUUCUACCGGGACCUCAGCAAGUCCAUUACGGACCGCAAGGCCUGUAAAGCUUGUGACUGCCACCCUGUUGGCGCAGCCGGCAAGACCUGCAACCAGACGACAGGGCAGUGCCCAUGCAAAGACGGCGUGACCGGUCUCACUUGCAACCGCUGUGCUAAGGGCUACCAGCAGAGCCGCUCACCAGUGGCCCCCUGCAUCAAGAUCCCUGCCAUCAACCCCACCUCCCUGGUCACCAGCACGGAGGCGCCUGCGGACUGUGACUCCUACUGCAAGCCAGCCAAGGGCAACUACAAGAUUAACAUGAAGAAGUACUGCAAGAAGGACUAUGUGGUCCAGGUGAACAUCCUUGAAAUGGAGAUGGUGGCCAACUGGGCCAAGUUCACCAUCAACAUCCUCUCUGUCUACAAGUGCCGUGACGAGCGGGUCAAGCGUGGUGACAAUGUCUUGUGGAUCCACUUGAAAGACCUGUCCUGCAAGUGCCCCAAGAUCCAGAUCAGCAAAAAGUACCUGGUCAUGGGGAUCAGUGAAAACUCCACUGACCGGCCGGGACUGAUGGCUGACAAGAACAGCCUUGUCAUCCAGUGGCGGGACGCCUGGACACGCCGCCUUCGGAAACUGCAGCGGCGGGAGAAGAAGGGAAAGUGUGUGAAGCCCUGAGGGGUUUCCACACAUUCCAUCCCACCCCAUGCUCAGCCCCAGCCCGGCUGUGCGCUGCCAAACUGCACCCAGAGACUCUGUACAUAUAUAUAGUGUGAACAGACUCUUCUGUCUAUAGUGUAUAUUUUGGCAAUGGUUUCCCCUUGUAUGCACGUAUGGUGCGCAUGUGGGCCUUUUCCUCUAAGUGUGUAUUAAAAAUAACACAGUAAUGACAAACCUUUAA
Messenger RNA from Pezoporus flaviventris, 2152 nucleotides. It is a transcript of the gene NTN3, whose product is annotated as netrin 3. Gene Ontology annotation, molecular function: protein binding. The record is from RefSeq and is a predicted model, not a curated record. The transcript is spliced from 7 exons. NCBI's taxonomy places the organism in Eukaryota, Metazoa, Chordata, Aves, Psittaciformes, Psittacidae. Bases 166 to 1929 code for a protein of 587 amino acids.